GUCUGCCGCACAACCACUUUGGGAGUUUAAAUGGACCCGUAACUUCUCGUGUUUCCACAAAGUACAGCCUGCUUUUAGCUUCGAGACUCCCAACUUUCUCAACGGAGCAAAUGUGAUCUGAAAACAGGAAGUACCGCUGCGUCUCUCACUCGGGGUCCCCCUUCCUCGCGCCAGGACUACAAUCGUACAGGACAGUCGAAAACCAGAGCGUAACUUUACCAUGCUUUGCUACUACUUUCUCCUCCUACUCGCUCCACAUGGGUUACUCUGCUCGACACACAUUGCAGUCAUCUCCCCUCAGGAUCCUGUGCUGUUGAUGGGCUCCUCUCUCACAGCCACUUGCACCCUAAGUCCGGCGGUGAACCUCCAUGCUGGCUCUCUGUACUGGACACUGAACGGAGCGCGUGUGCCUAGCAGCGCCUACAGUGUGCUCACCCCCGACUCUCUCAGCGUCACCCUCCAAAACCUGAACGGCUCCAGGCAGCAGUCUGGAGACAACCUGAUGUGUCAUGGAGCAGACGGGCACAUCCUGGCCGGGUCCUGUCUCUACGUGGGCAUGCCCCCAGAAAAGCCAGUGAAUUUGACAUGUUGGUCCAGAAACGCUAAAGACCUGAGCUGCAAGUGGAGCCCUGGGGGGAGGGGUGAGACCCACAUCCGAACCAAGUACACCCUCAAGUACAAACUGAGGUGGUAUGAGAGAGAAGAAGAGUGUGGUAAUUACAGAACAGGAAAACAGCGAUAUUCCUGCUACAUUCCUCGUAACCCUGCCCUCUUCACUCCAUAUGAGAUUUGGGUAGAAGCAGCCAAUCUGCUUGGUUCCUCCAUUUCUGAUAUCACCACUUUGGACAUCUUGGACGUAGUGACCACAGACCCUCCAGCCAAUGUCCAGGUAAGUCGAGUGGGAGACCUGGACGACCAACUCACAGUCCGAUGGGCCAGCCCCCCUGACCUGAAGGACAUCCUAUUUCAGGCCAAAUAUCAGAUCCGCUACAGGCUGGAGGACAGCUCUGAGUGGAAGAUUGUGGAUGAUAUUGGUAACCAGACGUCAUGUCGCCUGGCAGGGCUCUACCCUGGGACAGUGUAUUUCGUGCAGGUUCGGUGCCGACCUGUGGGCAUCUAUGGGUCCAGAAAACCAGGCAUUUGGAGUGACUGGAGCCACCCAACAGCAGCCUCUACUCCCAACAAUGAGCGGCUGUAUACGGCCUCCUGUGAUCCUAAACCAGGUGACCAGAACGCCACUCUGCGCAAAGAACUGAAGCAGUUUUUCGGCUGGGUCCGUAAACACGCCUACGGCUGCAGCGGCAUGUCCAUCAAACUGUAUGACCAGUGGAGAGUGUGGGUCCAGAAGUCUCAUAAAACAGGCAACCAGGUAGAUUCUACACGACGAUAAUUCAUAGCACAGCUGUGUUUAACUCAAGACCAGCAUCGAGCAACACUGACAGCUAACAGGCCCCCAGAGUCCCAGCUGCGUGAGAGGUCCAACGCCGGCUCAGGCAUACCGCAGUCUUUGGCCUAAGCGCCUUAACUUCACUUUAAAGGACCCAAGUGGAGGAUAACGGAGGAGACAAUGCAGCAUUUUUCUGAUGGUUACUUCAAACACUUUCACAGCUCCUCUGUGACUGCACAACUUUAAGGACCACUACAGUAUGAGCAACACACAUUCUGUGAUGUACUAAAAAAAUAUGUAUGUU
Molecule: messenger RNA, 1691 nt
Organism: Boleophthalmus pectinirostris (great blue-spotted mudskipper)
Lineage: Eukaryota; Metazoa; Chordata; Actinopteri; Gobiiformes; Gobiidae
Gene: crlf1b
Product: cytokine receptor-like factor 1b
Exons: 8
Coding region: 221-1390 (389 amino acids)
Biological process (GO): cytokine-mediated signaling pathway
Cellular component (GO): external side of plasma membrane
Molecular function (GO): protein binding; cytokine receptor activity
Source: RefSeq, a predicted model, not a curated record